GUGAAAGUGGACCGUCGGCUCGUGAGCUCGAGACGUCGCUUUACGUCGAUGAGCGGCGAUAUUUCGGACAGUCACGUGACCCCCGUCCGCGCUUCUGCUGCUGAGCUUGACCCUCCAGAGAUGGCGGGACGCGACCACCGCAACAACAGCUCCCAGGUCAGAGGCCUGCUGCAGGGCGAAGGCCAAGCCCCCCCCUGCUCCCCCCCCUCCAGCCCAGGGGCCGUGGGGAGGAGACGGGGGGAGACUGGCGAGGGGGCGAGGGGGGGCGCCCCUCCGCCGGGCUGUGGGCUGGCCGAUCUGAAGCACCUCCCCCAUAGCACGGAGAGGCGGGGCCAUCUGACCUUCAGCAGGACGGACGCCGUCCUCGUAAACGUGGAAGUUUUCAACCGCGAAGGUCGACUUGUGCCUCAGCAGGGGGUCGACGUGUGGACCAGCAGCGCGGUGAAGAUGCCGUGCUCCCCGUCGAGCUCCAUGGUGAAGUCAGCGAGUGGAUUCAAGGCAGCGGGCCCGGUGAGGAGGUGGGAGGUGAUCUCCAAGCAGCUCGGCGCUCUGGCCAGGAAGACGGCGGCGAGCGCCGAGGACGUCGAGGCCGCCGUCAUGAAAUACAACCCUAAGUAUAAAGACCAGUGGUCCUUCGAUGCCCUCCGCAGAUUUGUGAAGAUCGUCCCGGAGACAGAGAAUUAUUUCCCCAAAUUGUUUCCAAAGAUGGCGGCGUUGGCUUUGCGUCUCCCCGACUACGUGAAGAAGAGCGUCCCGCUGCUCCGGAGGGGCGAAGCGGCCUCCGUCACCUUGUCCCAGGUGCAGAUAUCCUGCCUCCUCGCCAACGCCUUCUUCUGCACCUUCCCCCACCGCAACACCACCAGCUCCACGGCCGAGUACCACGGCUACCCCUCCAUCAACUUCAACAGCCUGCUGGGUCAGUGGUCCGAGCGGAAGAAGGAGAAGCUGAGGGCCGUCCUGCAUUACUUCCACGUGGUGACGGAGGAGAAAUCUAAACCUGAAGGACUGGUGACGUUUGAAAGGCGCUGCGUCAGAGACUCGGAUUUGGUGAACUGGGGGAGCUGUAAAGACAAAAUGAAUAAACUUUACGUCUCGUCACACGGAACCAUCGAGACCCACGGCACCGGUUUGCUGCAGGUGGACUUUGCCUCCAGCUGGAUCGGUGGAGGUGUUCUGGGUUCUGGUCUGGUGCAGGAAGAGAUCCUGUUCCUCAUGAACCCGGAGCUGAUUGUGUCUCGCCUGUUUACGGAGAAGCUGGCGGACAACGAGUGUCUGAUGGUCACAGGCUCUCAGCAGUUCAGCUCCUACUCGGGUUUCGGGGACAGCUUCGAGUGGGCCGGCCCUCACCAAGACCCCCUGUUCAGAGACACGUGGGCUCGGCUGCAGAGGCGGAUCGUGGCCAUCGACGCGGAGCACUUCAAACAGAGGAGGGAUCAAUACAACAUGAUCAGCGUGAGGCGGGAACUCAACAAGGCGUUCUGCGGAUUCAGGCGGCGAGACGUCGACGAGCCGGACGUCGCCACGGGGAAGUGGGGCUGCGGCGCCUUCAACGGAGACCCUCAGCUCAAAGCCACCAUCCAGCUGAUGGCGGCGGCGGCGGCCCGCAGGGGUUUGGCCUUCUUCACCUUCGGGGACGAGGAGCUGGAGCUGGGCCUGCGGAGGACGCACCACCUGCUGGUGGAGGAGGGCGUGACGGUCGAGAAGCUGUUCAGACUCCUGGAGGACUUCUGCGCCGCUCAGCAGGCGUCCGGCCGCUCCCACGUGGACCUGUUCCACUUCAUCAGGACCAGCUUCGGGCCCUCCAGGAGCCACCUGUGAUGAUACCUUCAAAGCCAACAGGAAUGUUUCAUACAGAGAUGAAGAGUUGUGGUUUGAUUUGUGUUGGUAGUAAAGAGAAUUUUUGGGGAAUAUUACUUUGUUGGAUCAUUUUACCAGCGUUCAAAGGUUUAUUUUUAUAAUUUGAGUAUUUCUCCAAACUGGCCAAGUUCUCCUUGGAAUAAACUCCUCAGUACUUAGUCUGGGAGGAGAAAGGAGUCGGCCACUCUGAAAGAUAAAGGUUGGCUGCUACCUCUGAUUCCUGAAGGUUUAAAAGCUGCAUUCUGUGUAGUGACCAGCAGGGGGCGACUCCUCUGGUCCCAUAGACGUCUAUGAGGAAGUUUACGUCCUCCUCGGGUCUAUAUGGUCACUUCCUGUUCACGGUUGCAAACAAAAACGACUUGACACAUUCUUAAACUUGAACUGCAAUCUUUAUUUAUCCAAAACAAAAUAAAUACAUCCGU
Messenger RNA from Pungitius pungitius (ninespine stickleback), 2279 nucleotides. RefSeq names its product poly (ADP-ribose) glycohydrolase, like (gene pargl). Gene Ontology annotation, molecular function: poly(ADP-ribose) glycohydrolase activity. Bases 49 to 1818 code for a protein of 589 amino acids. Gene Ontology annotation, cellular component: cytoplasm; nucleus. Lineage: Eukaryota; Metazoa; Chordata; Actinopteri; Perciformes; Gasterosteidae. Gene Ontology annotation, biological process: nucleotide-sugar metabolic process; ATP generation from poly-ADP-D-ribose; carbohydrate metabolic process. The transcript has 16 exons. The record is from RefSeq and is a predicted model, not a curated record.